AUGAAGAAAGCUUACGAUGCGAUUAUCGUAGGUGCUGGACAUAAUGGUUUAGUGACUUCGGCAUAUUUAGCUCGGCAAGGUUUACGGGUUCUUGUCUGUGAAAAGCGUCCGGUUAUUGGUGGUGCUGCAUGUACAGAAGAGAUUAUAAAAGAUUUCAAAUUCUCUCGUGCGUCGUAUUUAUUAAGUUUAUUUCGUCCAAAAAUCAUUGAUGAUUUAAAUCUACGCGAGCACGGAUUGAAAUAUUAUUUUCGCGAUCCGAGUUCUUAUACACCCAUCAAACAUCCUGUUAGUCAUGAUCAACGUUCGUUGUUAUUAUCCUCAUCAGAUAAUCAAUUCAAUUUGAAACAAAUCGCCAAGUUUUCCAAGCGAGACGCAGAAAAUUUUAACAAAUACGAAGAAUGGUUACUGAAAAUCUGUCGAGAUAUUGACGAACUUAUUCAUUCGCCUCCACCUGAUCUCGCUCAAAUGAGUAAAAAUAGCAAACGCGCUAAUCGCCUUCAAGCUUACGUAUAUACAACGAAACUCUUUUACAGAACAUUCAACAAACUCGGUUUUAAAGGCUCCACCGAUCUCUAUCAACUAUUAACUUCAUCGGCAACUCGAAUAUUAGACCAAUGGUUCGAAUCUGAUGUUAUCAAAGCAACUUUAGCUACAGAUGGUCUCAUUGGUGCUAUGCUGGGACCAUAUGAUCGAGGAACGGGCUAUAUCCUACUUCACCAUGUCAUGGGCGGUUUAGAUGGGCAGGCUAACGCAUGGUAUUAUGUUCAAGGUGGCAUGGGUGGCAUAAGUAAUGCUAUAGCUUCCUCGGCUCGUUCAGCUGGUGUAGAAAUUCGAACGAAUUGUAGUGUAAAACACAUCGAUGUACGUAAUUCGAAAGUCGAAGGUGUCGUUCUCGACAAUGGAGAAGAAAUCAAAGGCAAACUCGUUGCUUCCAAUGCUACGGCUUAUAUCACAUUUCAAAACUUAAUUUCUGAUGAUAUCAUGAAAUCAAACGAAGAAUUAAGUCACCUGAAGCAACAUGUCUCACAAAUGGAUUAUACUAGUGGAACGACGAAAAUCAAUCUAGCAUUAUCCGGAUUACCAAAUUUCCUAGCAGAUCCGAAUAGAAAACCUAAUGAACUUGAACCUCAUCAUCAAUGCACGAUACAUAUGAACAGCGAAUCGAUAGCUGGCCUGCAGACGGCCUAUCAAGAAGCAUUGGGUGGAAAACCAAGUCAAAAUCCAUUAAUUGAAAUGGUUAUUCCUUCAUCACUCGAUCCAACUAUAGCACCAAAAAACUGCCAUGUAGCUCUAUUGUUCACGCAAUACACGCCCUAUCGUUUACCAAAUGGUAAACAUAUCGAAAUCACAAAUGAAUACAAGGAAAAUUAUUAUCGAAGUGUGAUUAAAUCGAUCGAAGAAUACGCACCUGGCUUCGAAAAACUAAUUAUCGGACGUGACAUGCUCUUUCCCUCUGACUUGGAAGAACAAUUUUCCUUAACAGGUGGAAAUAUCUUUCACGGCGCACUUCCACUUGACCAACUCUAUUCGUUCCGACCGGCGAUAUCAUGUUCUAAUCACCGUACUCCUAUCCACGGACUCUAUCUCUGCGGUAGUUCAACUCAUCCCGGAGGUGGUGUGACGGGUAUGCCAGGAUUUAAUGCAGCAUCAAUCAUACUCAAGGACUGGGUGCAUAAAAAAUAUACAUCGAAAUAG
Messenger RNA from Adineta ricciae, 1695 nucleotides. NCBI's taxonomy places the organism in Eukaryota, Metazoa, Rotifera, Eurotatoria, Adinetida, Adinetidae. The record is from the annotation of a GenBank genome assembly.